Neoarius graeffei (lesser salmon catfish) is the source of this 3269-nucleotide messenger RNA. Its product is annotated as ephrin type-A receptor 5. Gene Ontology annotation, molecular function: ATP binding; protein binding; transmembrane-ephrin receptor activity. NCBI's taxonomy places the organism in Eukaryota, Metazoa, Chordata, Actinopteri, Siluriformes, Ariidae. The record is from RefSeq and is a predicted model, not a curated record. The coding region runs from base 26 to 3004 and encodes 992 amino acids. Gene Ontology annotation, cellular component: neuron projection; plasma membrane. Gene Ontology annotation, biological process: axon guidance; cell surface receptor protein tyrosine kinase signaling pathway; protein phosphorylation. The transcript is spliced from 19 exons.
AUCACCUCAGCCGUUCCUGCGGGUAAUGAGUAUGGGCUCGCGCUGGAGUCGCGGCUCUGUCUCCAUUAAAAUAACAUGGCUUUUCUUUUUCUUUGGCUUUACUGUUUGUGUCACACAGGGGGCCCCCAGCAGCGAAGUGAACCUGCUGGACUCGCGCUCUAUAAUGGGUGACCUCGGAUGGAUAGCCUACCCGAAGAACGGGUGGGAAGAAAUUGGAGAGGUGGAUGAAAACUAUGCCCCAAUUCACACGUAUCAGGUGUGUAGAGUGAUGGAGCACAACCAGAACAACUGGCUUCAGACGAGCUGGAUCCUCAACGAAGGCGCUCAGCGAGUGUUCGUGGAGCUCAAGUUCACUCUGAGGGACUGUAACAGCCUGCCUGGCGGCUUAGGCACCUGUAAAGAGACUUUCAACGUCUACUACUACGAGUCCAAUGACGACGACGACAGGAACAUCCGCGAAAGCCAGUACACGAAGAUCGACACCAUCGCAGCCGAUGAAAGCUUCACUGAGCUGGAUCUGGGUGACCGAGUGAUGAAACUAAACACCGAAGUAAGAGAUGUCGGACCUCUCACUAAGAAAGGCUUCUACCUGGCCUUCCAAGACCUGGGAGCCUGCAUCGCCCUCGUAUCUGUGCGGGUCUUUUACAAAAAGUGUCCCACAGUGGUGAAGAACUUGGCCGUCUUCCCAGAUACCAUUACCGGGUCAGACUCUUCUCAGCUUCUGGAGGUGUUGGGGACCUGCGUCAAUAACUCGGUGGCCGAAGAGCUUCCCAGAAUGCACUGCAGUGCCGAGGGGGAGUGGCUGGUGCCCAUCGGGAGGUGCAUGUGCCAAGCAGGCCAUGAGGAAGUUAAUGGUUCCUGUCAAGGUUGCCCACCAGGAACACAUUCAACAAAUCAGGGAACUAGGACAUGCAGUAAGUGUCCGCCUCACAGCUUCACGAAAACAGAGGGCUCCACUUCCUGUCAGUGUGAGCAUGGCUACUACAAGAAAGACACAGACCCAACCAACAUGGCCUGCACAAAGCCGCCUUCAGCCCCACGCAACGCCAUUUCAAAUGUAAACGAGACAAGCGUGUUGCUGGAGUGGAGCGCCCCGGAGGAGAUGGGUGGCAGGAAGGAUGUGACCUACAGCGUGGUCUGCAGGAAGAUGAGUGCCGAGUCGAGGCAGCACGAGCCGUGUAGCAGCCACGUGCGCUACCUUCCCCAGCGUACGGGCCUGAGCAACACGUCAGUCAUGGUGCUCGACCUGCUCGCCCACACAAACUACACCUUUGAGGUAGAGGCUGUGAACGGUGUCUCCGAGCUCACCAAACCACUGCGUCAAUACGUUUCUCUUAACGUCACAACCAACCAGGCUGCUCCAUCUCCCGUCACUGUGGUGAAGAGAGGAAAGAUGGCGAAGAACAGCAUCGCUGUGUCCUGGCAGGCACCAGACAGACCCAACGGCAUCAUCCUGGAGUACGAGAUCAAGUACUUUGAGAAGAAUCAGGAGACCAGUUACACUAUCGUCAAGUCAAAGGAGACGGAGGUUGUGGUGGAUGGGCUGAAACCGUCCUCAGCAUAUAUCUUUCAGAUCAGAGCUCGCACCUCAGCAGGCUACGGAAGCUUCAGUCGACGCUUUGAUUUUGAAACCGGUCCAUACUUGUCUGCCUCCAGAGAUCAGGGCCGUGUGCCCGUCAUUGCCGUGGCUGUUACACUGGGUAUCAUCCUGCUGGCGCUGAUCACCGGCUUUCUGCUCAGUGGCAGACGCUGCGGCUACAGUAAAGCAAAGCAGGAUCCCGACGAGGAGAAGAUGCACUUCCAUAAUGGCCACAUCAAAUUCCCCGGAGUGCGUACAUAUAUUGAUCCUCACACCUACGAAGAUCCCAACCAAGCUGUCCACGAGUUUGCUAAAGAGAUUGAUGUCUCUUGCGUUACAAUAGAGCGUGUGAUAGGAGCUGGCGAGUUUGGAGAAGUGUGUAGUGGGCCACUGAGACUGCCAGGGAAAAGAGAGAUCGUGGUGGCUAUUAAGACACUGAAAGCAGGGUACACUGAGAAGCAGAGACGAGACUUCCUGGCCGAGGCCAGCAUCAUGGGCCAGUUCGAUCACCCUAACAUCAUCCACCUGGAGGGCGUGGUCACUAAAAGCAAGCCAGUGAUGAUCAUUACAGAGUACAUGGAGAAUGGAUCUCUUGAUACUUUUUUAAAGAAGAAUGACGGACAAUUCACAGUGAUCCAGCUGGUUGGCAUGCUGCGUGGCAUUGCUUCGGGCAUGCGCUACCUCUCCGACAUGGGCUAUGUGCACCGCGACCUGGCCGCCCGUAACAUCUUGGUCAACAGCAACCUGGUGUGUAAGGUGUCCGACUUUGGCCUGUCUCGAGUGCUAGAAGACGACCCGGAGGCAGCCUACACCACCCGCGGAGGGAAGAUUCCCAUCAGAUGGACAGCACCGGAGGCUAUUUCUUACAGGAAGUUCACUUCAGCCAGCGACGUCUGGAGCUACGGAAUUGUCAUGUGGGAGGUGAUGUCAUACGGUGAAAGACCCUACUGGGAGAUGAGCAAUCAAGAUGUGAUAAAAGCUGUAGAGGAGAGCUACAGGCUGCCGGGCCCUAUGGACUGCCCCACAGCUCUCUACCACCUCAUGAUGGACUGCUGGCAGAAGGACAGGAACAGCCGGCCGAAGUUUGAUGAGAUAGUGAGCCUCUUGGACAAGCUCAUACGCAACCCAAGCAGCCUGAAAAGCCUCGUCAAUCCCUCCAACAGGGUGUCCAAUUUAUUAGUGGAGCAUGGCACUGCAGAGCUUUGUGCGUUCAGCUCUGUAGGGGAAUGGUUAGAUGCCAUAAAAAUGGGUCGAUACACUGAGCUUUUCAUGGAAAGUGGAUACACUUCACUGGACGUAGUCACUCAAAUGACCUUAGAAGAUUUGAGGAAGGUCGGAGUCACUCUGGCUGGGCACCAGAAAAAGAUCCUCAACAGUAUCCAGGAGAUGCGGGUCCAGAUGACGAAUGCCACUAUUCCUGUCUGAGGCGGCUCUCAGAGCUGUCCAACCUACAGUAGUAGCCUAGCACUUUUUCACCAGGGACACUUAUUUAUUGAAUAUGGAACUAUUCAACUCUUAAAUGGAAAUGACUCGAUAUUCCUGAGGAACAAAAUGAGGAUUGGCUUGAUGGCUGGACAGAGAGUUGUGUGUGUGUGUGCUCGUUUAUGCACUGCUCAUCAGCCUCCUGACAGCUUUGACAGGACUGAGUUAGACGUGUUGGCAAUGAAACGUUUGGAAAAGUGUCGCACAU